Molecule: messenger RNA, 734 nt
Organism: Chaetomium strumarium
Lineage: Eukaryota; Fungi; Ascomycota; Sordariomycetes; Sordariales; Chaetomiaceae
Exons: 1
Coding region: 111-527 (138 amino acids)
Source: RefSeq, a predicted model, not a curated record
GUUUGACUCACUGGCCCCUCGAUGGCAGCGAGCGGCCGUUCCGAAGUCCCACUUGAGAGAUCCGGUUUCUGGAGGCGGACGCCCAGCGUAAUCACAGCCACUUGAUCGAUAUGGCGAUGCGGCAUGAUAUGCAGCUCCUUUACGCAUCUGCGACGGCCAUGAUCAGCCUUUUGGUGCCUUUGUGUAAAGCCUCCCGCGCGCGGGGUGGGAUCAUCCCGACCGACGUCCAGCCAGACCACCUCCGCAGUCCGGUUGGAUGGGGUGUAGGUAAUUCGGGGACCAUUGGCUCCCACUGCUCAACUCGAGACGCGCAAGGCCAAUGGGAUGAAGUCAGCGAAAAUGAAACCACCAAAACAGAUUCGCUGCAUGCUACAUGCGGCGUUCUGUUCGCGCCACGAUACCUGUCAGCAGUUCCCGAAACAUUCGAAUCGCCCGUUGUGGUACGUCUUCUAAAUAUCCCGCAUGGAAUGAUCUUCAGUUGGUGCUCUGGGGUCGCCGGGGCAACAGAGCAUCGAAGGCAACGCUGACCCGAAACGCCUGUAACAUCGUAACGUUAGUUAUAAUCUCGGUACUGCCGUGUCCCUUGUGUUGCCAGGCCGAUGCCGACGGCUCGACCAUGCCAAUGACGCGGAUUGGGAACAGCACCAGCUCAACGUCAUAAUUGAGGGAUGGCGGCAUCAUUCAUAGGGUAUGUACUAAGGUUAUUAAAAGGAACUCUGGAGAUCAACGGGGCA